GUGAGCCCGCCACACACACACACGUGCACACACACACACGUGCACACCCAGAGACGACACGUGACCCGGUUGGUCCUGGAGGGAAGGAGGCGGAAGUGAGGGCCGAAGACCAGGCCGAGGCGGGGGACAGGACAGGACAGGACAGGACAGGACAGGACCGGGUCGAGGCCAUGGCGGCCCCCGCGCAGGCCAACCGGGCCCGGGAGGAGCUGAACUGCCGGAUUAAGGAGCAGAAAAUUGUGGUGGACGAACUCUCCAACCUGAAGAAGACCAGAAAAGUGUACAAGCAGCAGCCCAACAGCAACAUCUUCUUCCUGGCCGACCGCGUGGAGAUGCUGUCAGAGAGCAAAAACACAUUAGACGAACUGAAAAAGACGCAUCAGGAAAUGGAUUCCUUGGAGAAGACCAAGGCCAAGAAGUAGCCCGUGGCCUUCGGCCGGCGCGAUGUGCGGCAUCUGCUGUUCCGUCAGCUUCUCGGGGGGGCAGGCUGGGGACCCCGGCCCGGGGGAGGAUCUGCUUGGCAAU
Molecule: messenger RNA, 525 nt
Organism: Ornithorhynchus anatinus (platypus)
Lineage: Eukaryota; Metazoa; Chordata; Mammalia; Monotremata; Ornithorhynchidae
Gene: ASDURF
Product: ASNSD1 upstream reading frame
Exons: 4
Coding region: 171-422 (83 amino acids)
Source: RefSeq, a predicted model, not a curated record